CCGGGAGAGAUUGUCCUGAUUCUUUCGACGUUCCUGCCACAGCACGACUUGGCGCAGUUCGUGCUGGUAUGCAAAUACUGGUACAAGCUGCUCAUCUCUCACCUGUACCGCCAUGUAAAGCUGCCUUUGCAUGACUACUGUGGCUCCGAAUAUGAUCCCAUUCGCUGUAACAGAGACCUCCCCAUUCGUCGCUUUACCACGUUCAUCCUAAAUAAGCUGACAUUCGCUCCCUUCAUCCGCUCCCUGGAGCUAUACGCUAGAAAUUGCGAGGUGGAAUGGUACCACCAAGGCCCGCUAGAGCCAGUGGAUGAGCAAAAGUGUCGCAGUUUCAUGUUGCCUUACGGCGAUGCUAACAGCGAACAUCGUCGCAAGUUCCAAGAAUGGCGCCGAGACCUCAAACACAGUUCUGAACGACAAGACAGUCAUCGUCCCUACCGAUAUGAAGACGCCUGGCUUGCAUUGUUGAUGGUACAAUUGAAUAAUCUCGAGGAAUUUGCUAUCGAGUUGGCUGAAGAGUGGGACCAUCUGGUUGGAGGACAGGUGGAUCGACUUAAGAACUCCGUUCACUUUGAAAGGGUCCUGGAAUGGGCGAGAAACCCAGAACUGGGAAUUCUCACGCGUCUCGAGCGAGUUUCCUUGGCGAAUGGCCCAGCAUUUUGGCAGCAGGGGACUGCCAUGAAUGCUGUGUCGUUCAACAGAGUCAUGCCCUAUCUUAAGAUCCCCUCCCUGAGAAGGAUCUCCGUGAAAAAGGCGUGCGAUAGAACUGAGUUUUCGAUGCCCAGGGAUUUGAUCUUCCCAUUGACCCAUCUGGAUCUUUUGGUGCCAAACGACGGCGUCCCUCAUCUUCCCAGUCUUUUAAAAAGGUGCCCACAACUGCAAUCGCUAACUCUCGAAUUGGGAGAUUGGGGAGAAAAUGAGACGCACGGAUACCUCGAUUACUCGGCGUUGCACCUCCCCCUACAACGGUCUCAGUAUUCGUUGCGUCACCUCAGCCUGACUUUCGAAGGGCACGGGACCUGUCAAGAGGCUAAUAUUCCAGCACCUGCAUUCUUCGGGAGUCUUGUGAAGUUUUGUAAUCUGCAAUCCAUCCAUAUGAGAUGGAGCAACCUGAUGUCGUUCUCCGAAGUUGGUCUCGUAUAUGGGGUCCAUGAGCCCACCAUAUCUCUUCGGGACGUGCUUCCCCGCUCACUGCAACAUCUUUGGAUAGAUGAUUGUCUGAUACAGUGCUCGUUGCCCUUGUGCAGGGAGAUUGAAUGUCUUUUGAUUGAUUCCUCUGAGACAUUUGUCCAGCUAAAAACCAUCUAUCUCCGAUACGCCGCCAAAGAGCAGGUAUCUGAAGAAAUAUGCAUACGCGGUGUUGGUGGUCAUGGGUCUGACUGGCGGGUGAUGAAAGCAGAUCCCAUCAUCGGAGGCCGCUUGCUGGAUUUGCAGGAUAAUUUCCGUGCAUUGGACGUGGACUUUUGGGUGAUACCUACAAGGGAUACGGCAGUGUCGUUCCCUCCAAACGACGCUAUCGAGAAGAACAGACCCGAAGGAAUUUCUGGUAGAAUUCUGGAAUAUACUUUUUUGUUGGGUUUGCUUGUUCAGGGGCCGUGGCUCACAGUCAGCGGCAGCCCAACCAAUGAGUCUUUCGUGAAGGAGAUCAUCUGUGAGGUGAGAUCAGAGUACAUGACUGAUGGAAAAGAUCGUGGAUCUAGUACAGAAUCUAAAGUCUGCAUAUCACGUGCACUACUCUUGUUUGGCGCAGUGACUUGA
Messenger RNA from Aspergillus costaricaensis CBS 115574, 1755 nucleotides. RefSeq names its product F-box protein. The record is from RefSeq and is a predicted model, not a curated record. Lineage: Eukaryota; Fungi; Ascomycota; Eurotiomycetes; Eurotiales; Aspergillaceae. The transcript has a single exon. The annotation marks the transcript as partial.